AUGAACUAUGCAUGCCGCAAGGAACAUGUCAUAUUCGAAAAUGGAAAGACGUUUCUUUGUCAUCCAUGGUUGUACGGCUUCAAUGAGAAAGACUGUCCUGAUGUUGGUGAUGGGAAAAGGCUAUUUCCUGGGACACAAAAGAGCGUCCACUUCAUCGAGGGUCAAAGAGGGCGCGGUUUCGCCAGCGCGGCUCUUGUUAUCGAUGCAAAAAAAGCUGCAUUUCACGAGGAUUUAAGGCUUAUUGAUAAAGCAAAGAUCAUCCUGAACGACAGUUUGUCAAGGAGAGUGUCGGAAGUAGCUUUAGAAAGGCUGAAUUUUGGAAUGAAAGGUAUUCUGCUGUGUUCCUAUCGAUCCUAUUUCCUUUACAGAUUUGAGAUGCAAGAUGGCGUGAAGGUUUCUGUUCUUCAGUAUUUCAAGGAGAAAUACAAGAUCUGUUUAGAGUACCCACAUGCACCUCUUGUUAAAGUUCGUGAAGGUAGUCGUGUUAAUAACUAUCCAAUGGAAUUGGGUUUUAUCAGAGCAAUGCAGAGGGUUACCAUCUCACAGCAGACACCGGCUCAAACCCAUAAAACAACUAAAGUCGGUGUUCCAGUGGUAAAAGAAAGACGUAAGGUUACCGUGGAGAAUAUCAUUCUGAAAACGAAUAUGAAACUUGGAGGUUUGAACUACGUAGAUUUCACGUCGUGCUCUGAUGUCUUUUGGAUUUUUAAACAUUUUCAGUAUGCUUCAAAUUUUAAAGAAAACGUAGUCGACUUCGUUGGAGACUACCUUUUCCAGAGCAGUGGGAGGGAAGAGGUGCCCUUAUUUGCUGAUCACCACGGUGGACGAUUUCCAGGGGAUCUCAUAAUAUACAGGAGCGGUAUCUCGGACGGAUCUUUCAAAACCGUGCUCACUCACGAAAUUCCACUUCUACGGGGUACUCUGUCAGCACUUGGUGUCAAAAAUAUCAAGUUGACUUUUGUAGUGGUUCAAAAGAAGCAUAAUAUUAGACUUAUGAAUACGCACAUAGAUCGAUCGCGCAAGAUAGCCGAUCAGAAUAUUCCUCCCGGGGUAGUUGUAGACUCAAACGUAACACAUCCUGCUUUUAAAGAGUUCUAUUUAAAUUCACAUAUUACAUUACAAGGGUCUGCUAUCACUCCGCGAUAUACGGUACUUGUUGAUGAUCUCAAUUUUUCUAUGGAUGAACUCGAAGGCAUCACAUAUGUGCUGACAUAUGCCCACCAAAUCGUGAAUCUCUCAACUUCGAUUCCAACACCACUCUAUGUGGCUCACAGCUAUGCUGAGCGUGGACGGAACAAUCAUGAAUCCGGAGAAUCGAUUGACUACGGACGUAUUGCGCAGCGUUUGUCGUACAGAAACACAAAACUGGAGGACAUUCGUAUAAAUGCCUAA
Messenger RNA from Angiostrongylus costaricensis, 1392 nucleotides. The record is from the annotation of a GenBank genome assembly. Lineage: Eukaryota; Metazoa; Nematoda; Chromadorea; Rhabditida; Metastrongylidae.